CCACAAAAUUUGUUACCCAAAUUUCCCAUUUAUCCCUUUUUUGUUACCCGCUCGUUACUCCCUCUUCUUCUCAUCUUCGUCGCGCCCUAAAUCCCCCAAAUAACUCUCAAAAUUUGCCCCCAAAUUUCCCAUUUCCUGCAACACAAGUCAAUACACCUACACCAAUCACACUUCUUUUUCCUUUUCAUUUCUUCAAAGGUAGUAGUAGAAAGAGGAGUUCUAGGAAAUCUGGUGGAGAUUCGGCUGAGAAGAAAGAGCCAAUGCUCAUGCUAGGGUUUUGUUGAUUGUUUGAUUUUUAUUGUUUUGUUUAUGUGCUCGUUUUUUGUUUGGGAUUUCACUUUCUGAUAGACCUAAAUGGAAGCAGUUUCUCAUUUGCUCUUCUGGGUUCUUCUUUGGUUACCUUGUCAAUGGCAUUUGCGAGGAAUAUGUAUACAAUAGACUCCAGUUCAGGGUUCGUCUACCUUUUUCUGAUUUACCUUCAAGGUUUCAGUCCGAAGAAAAUGGUGAACCCAUGGAAGACUUAUGUGAAACUCUCUGCUGUUCUCAUGGGCUCUCACGGCCUCACAAAAGGAUCUUUAGCUUUCCUCAAUUACCCAGCGCAGCUCAUGUUUAAAUCCACCAAAGUUCUUCCAGUGAUGGUAAUGGGUGCCUUCAUACCUGGUUUGAGACGAAAAUACCCAGCACACGAAUAUGUUUCUGCAAUACUUUUAGUACUGGGUUUGAUCCUUUUCACCUUAGCUGAUGCACAAACUUCACCAAGCUUCAGUGUAAUUGGUGUAAUAAUGGUGAUUGGUGCUCUUGUAAUGGAUUCUUUUCUGGGUAAUUUGCAAGAAAUUAUCUUCAACAUGAACCCUGAAACAACACAGAUGGAAAUGCUGUUUUGCUCCACUGUCGUUGGUUUGCCAUUAUUGAUCCCACCUAGGAUUUUAACAGGAGAAGUAUUCGAAGCACGGAAUUCGUGUUCUGAGGUUAUGAUUUGUUUAUGCUCCUUGGAUUAUCACUGGCUUGAAGAACUAGGUUGCUCUCUGCGAAGUCUGUUCAUGCGAGUCAUUCUUCUCUUUUCGUCUGCUGUUUCUGUUAACAAUUGAGAAGCAUUGGGACUAUUAUUAAUUUUAAUCCCUACAGAUUGUCAUGUGACCAAACUAUAGUCAUUUAUUGGAUUCAGGCUAGACUCAGGGAGGCAGCAUCACUGGAGAAACAUGUCCUUUUGAAGAAGCUUAGAGAUGCGCUCGAAUCUUUAAAAGGACGCGUAGUUGGAAGAAACAAGGAUGAUGUAGAGGAAGCUAUUGCCAUGGUUAAUGUUUUAUGUUUUGCAGUUUUAUCAUUGAAUUAUGAUCUAUCAGUGAUAUGCCAGUCCUAUUUAUUAUAAUUUUGAAAGUUAAAUGCUAAUAUUUAAAAUGCAUUACUACUUUUUAGUAUUCGCUAUUAGUCUUGGUGUGUAGGAAAUAAUGUUCAUGGUGAAAUAUUAGGGAAAAAAUGCUGUAACUUUAAGGGUGUGAUUGCUGAUUUGUUGCUUCAGUUGAAAUUGCUAGGUUCAAUGAUGCUAAUAUCAUUCAUCUCAACAUUUUCCAAA
Gossypium arboreum is the source of this 1573-nucleotide messenger RNA. RefSeq names its product UDP-galactose/UDP-glucose transporter 2-like. Gene Ontology annotation, biological process: transmembrane transport. The transcript has 6 exons. Lineage: Eukaryota; Viridiplantae; Streptophyta; Magnoliopsida; Malvales; Malvaceae. Gene Ontology annotation, molecular function: transmembrane transporter activity. Gene Ontology annotation, cellular component: Golgi membrane; endoplasmic reticulum membrane. The record is from RefSeq and is a predicted model, not a curated record. Bases 408 to 1088 code for a protein of 226 amino acids.